CAACACACCCACCCAUACACACACACAUACACACACACAUGCGCACAGAGACUAACAGCAGUCAGAGACUACUAAAGGAGGUGGAAAAUUAUUUAAAGAUAGUCAAGUUCGUUCGGCUCUAAUAUUCGACAGUCAUAUGAUGGACGUUUCGCGUAUCGUAUCGUAACGACGUUGUUUUAUUGCGGCGCGUGCAUCGCAAGUUGCUCCAUUUCGUACGACUGGAACUGAACUUUUAAAAACCGUGCAAAAACGCUCAGCGAAAACGCAGAAGCAGCGGCGGUGACAUCGGCAGCAGCGUUGACGUUGCCGGCGGGAGGCAGCUUGGCAGCAAACUCAUUCAAAUUUAAUUCAACGACCAAGCGGGCCAAACAAAAAGUGUCAAGCCUCACGCUGCAGCGGUUCAAUAAGCGCCGUGGAACGGUCCUGAUCGUACGCGUCGGUGUCUCCAUCUUGUUUUAUUUUUGUUGUUUGUGUUUUUUUUUCUGUUCUCUGUUCCGUUAGUUUGCGGGUGCACCCUGUCUUGAUUCGUUUUUAACUUAAAGAAAAAAUAAGCCCAACUAUAAAAACUAUUGCGAUCGGUUAUAAAAUUUAUAAAAAAAAUUAGUUUUUCAAGUAUAGCCAAGUAAAACUUUUGCGACACCUGAGCAUGUCGCCAAGACGUUGGAUCCUUUUGCUCAUCUUCUACAUAUCAUAUUUAAUGUUUGGUGCCUCAAUCUACUAUCACAUCGAACAUGGCUUGGAGAAGAUAAAUCGUUCCGCCGAGCUGAAGGAACGCAUUAUCAUUUAUGAUUAUCUGGUGUCGGAGCUGGCCGAUAAGAAUGCGACAGUGCAGCAAGAGAUUUUGGAAAGGAUCGGCAAUUAUUGUGGCAAACCGGUUACGGACCACACGCAGGAUGAAUCAGAUAUACCCUACACAUGGACCUUCUAUCAUGCCUUCUUCUUUGCCUUUACGGUAUGCUCAACCGUGGGAUAUGGCAACAUAUCUCCUACAACGACGCUAGGACGGAUGAUUAUGAUAGUAUACUCAAUGAUCGGUAUACCGGUUAAUGGAAUACUUUUUGCAGGCUUGGGAGAAUACUUUGGUCGCACGUUUGAGGCCAUCUAUCGCCGCUAUAAGAAGUACAAAAUGUCGAGCGAUCUGCACUAUGUUCCACCCCAGUUAGGACUGAUCACCACUGUGGCUAUAGCCCUCAUUCCGGGCAUUGCGCUCUUCAUUUUGCUGCCUUCCUGGGUGUUCUCAUAUUUUGAGAGCUGGCCCUAUUCGAUAGCUCUAUAUUACAGCUACGUUACGACAACGACAAUUGGUUUUGGCGACUAUGUGCCCACCUUUGGUGCCAAUCAGCCCAGUGAAUUUGGCGGCUGGUUUGUGGUCUAUCAAAUUUUUGUGAUUGUCUGGUUUAUAUUCUCGCUGGGCUAUUUGGUAAUGGUCAUGACCUUCAUUACACGCGGAUUGCAAAGCAAGAAACUAGCUCAACUGGAACAACAGCUUUCAUCCAAUUUGAAGGCUACGCAGAAUCGCAUCUGGACUGGCGUUACCAAGGAUGUUGGCUAUCUGAGGCGACUGCUUAACGAGCUUUACAUACUGAAAGUGAAGCCCGUCUAUACCGAUGCCGAUUUCGCUUACACAUUGCCCCGCUCCGCUUCCUGUCCAGAGCUCAGUAUGUAUCGGAUCGAUCCGGCACCCAUACCAAGUCGCAAGCGCGCCUACUCCAUUUGCGCAGAUCUGGCGGCAGCGGAGGCGGCUCGUGGCGACGGUAUUACGCCCAUGGUCCAUGCCAGCUCCGACACGGAGCUCAGCAAAUUCGACCGAACCAAGACGUUCGAAACGGCGGAGGCCUAUCGACAAACUACCGAUCUACUUGCCAAGGUGGUCAAUGCUUUGGCUACUGUGAAGCCAUCGCCCCCGGAGGCUGACGAUGCCGCGCUCUACGGAGGCUAUCACGGAUUUUCCGACUCACAGAUUCUUGCUAGCGAGUGGUCCUUUUCGACGAUGAAUGAGUUCUCAGAGCCCCCACGUCACCCCCGUGCUCGUGCUUGCUCUGACUUUAAUAUUGGAGCACCGCGCUGGCGCGGCCAGCGUCCACUGCGCGUUCCGCACAAUGAGUGGACCUGGAGUGGUGACAACGAGCAGAUACAGGAAGCUUUUAAUAAUCGAUAUAAAAGUCAGCAGAACGGCUUAGAUCCCUAUGUGGUUCACAUGGAGGAGCACGAGCCAGAAGAUCACAUGAAGAAGGCAGUUGGUACACGUGUGAAGAAAUUCUCAAUGCCCGAUGGCCUCCGGAGGCUGUUCCAUCGCAAACGCCCAUCGCAGGAUGUAGAGCGAAAAUUGUCAGUUGUGUCGGUGCCAGAGGGAUCCGCUGCUUUACCGCAGCGUCAAUCUUUGGACUACUACAGCAGCACAGUCACAGCGGGAUCUAAUCCCGCAAACUUCCGGAAUGGUCUGCACGGCUUGCACGGUCCGCCGCCACCCUUUGCCUCCAAUGCCAGUCUACCCAGCACAACCGGUGGCGGCAUAACAAAUCAUGGCUUCCAGCAAGAUGAAACGGAACAGUCCAUCUUUAAUACCGGCACCCACACUAGCGCUUACCAGCGCAAGUCGGCUCUUGGCACCACUGCAGCAGCGGCGGGAAAACGACGUCGCGAAUCUAUUUACACGCAGAAUCCAGUCCCAUCGGCACGCCGAGGCAGCAUGUAUCCUCCCACCGCGGCAGCACUGGCGCAAAUGCAGCGGCGUGGUAGCUUGGCAACCACCAGCGGCUCAGCCGCUAUGGCCACCGCAGCAGCACGACGUGGCAGCUUAUUCCCGGCGACUGCUGCACCACGCCGCUCUAGCAUUUUCUCGGUUACCUCGGAGAAAGACAUGGACGUGUUGGAGCAGACCACAAUUGCAGAUCUAAUCCGAGCCCUCGAGGUGGUGCAUACGCACGCCGUACUGGAUGAGCAACAACAAGCGGCAGCUGCGCCACUACCAACUAAAAGCAGCAAGGCGGACCGAAAGCAGCGCAAAAUGGGGAACGCAGGACUGGAUCUACCCACAGUGCCAGGCAUGCUAUCGCUCUUUGCCGGCGAUCAAACGCGUACGCUACAAGCAGCCGCAGCCAAUCGCCUUUACUCACGACGCUCCACCAUCAUAGGAACCAUGUCAGCCGGCAACGUCGCAGGUCGUCGGCCUUCGGGCAUGCAAAUGAUUGAACCACCGCCUAGCUACACGGAGAAACCACAACCGCCACUCAAUGCUAUUACAGCUCCGGCCACAUCUACUUCCUCGACUGGCGUUUCAAGCAAAUUCCGGCGCCGCUUCAGUGUGCGACCGACAGCUCUGCAAAUUCCGCCUGGGCAAGCCCCUCCUCCUGGUGAUACACUGAACGAGGAUUUGGGGGCACUCGGGUUAUCGCAAACCUCCCUUCAGCGGCGCAUUUCCCUCCGCCCCUCGCCUUUGGCGCGUGAAGCUUCACCACCGUCACCGACGACAGCUCUCGAUGAGGCUAGCACUGCUCUGACCACUUCGGUGCCGCCGUUGGCUGAUAUGCCGAAAUCUUCUACGCGUUUGCUGCCCUCAGGCGUAGGCGCUGCGGGAAUGCGACCUAGCACGAGUAGUACCCACUCGCCCCUUUCGCGCAUCGUGCAAAUAUCACAGGCGCAGCGAAAGAGCAGUAAGCCCGAGGCGUUUGGUGCUGUCCGCAAACUGCCUGGUUCUGGAGGUACGGGAACAGGCGCUGCAGGCAGCGCCGAUAAGUAAGCCCCACCACCACAUCUUCCGCUCAAAUGUUUUUUGGUAGAUCCAUACAAACUUACCUUCGCUGUACAUACUAGAUAUGUGUUUAUCAACUCAAAAUAUAAUGCAUAAUACAUAUACUUAGUAUAUACUCGUACAUACACGUUGGCUCCCAGCUUAAUAAAACAAGUUAGUGCUUGUAAAUGUAAGGUGGAAAACCAUAGAUAAGCUAAAAGCCAAUAUGAAGAAUUGAAGUUGAUCUUUGAACUAUGCAUGUACAUAUAUAAUAACAAGAUUAUCUUUGCUUUUAUUGCUGCUGUUUUUAAAACAAUGUAUCUUAUCUAAAAACUCACAGUUACUGUAUGUCACAGGUUAUUUGAACCACUUGGGGUCAAGCUUCAAUCUUCAUAUAAAUAUUAUGUUUUAUUUAUUUUCUUAUACUUAGUAUUAUAUUUGUUUCUACUGGAUUUAAUUCUUGUUGGAUGAGCAUUCCAUACAUAUUUAACUGUUAAAUUUUAGAACUAGUAAUCUAUUUUGUUAAGUAGAAGACUCGCAUUUGGGAACAGCCUUACUAACUUAUACACGAGCCCACAAAUUAUAACGGAGAACGAGCUUAAAUGAACAAAAAUCGACAGCUUCCAUUUCUAAUAUACCAACAUAGUUACAUAUAUGCGGAUAUAUACCAAAAUGUAAAACAAAAAAAUGUAAAGCUUUGAUUAAAUUAAUUUCAAUAUACAUACGUA
Molecule: messenger RNA, 4458 nt
Organism: Scaptodrosophila lebanonensis
Lineage: Eukaryota; Metazoa; Arthropoda; Insecta; Diptera; Drosophilidae
Gene: Ork1
Product: open rectifier potassium channel protein 1
Exons: 7
Coding region: 647-3739 (1030 amino acids)
Biological process (GO): potassium ion transmembrane transport; stabilization of membrane potential
Cellular component (GO): membrane
Molecular function (GO): potassium ion leak channel activity
Source: RefSeq, a predicted model, not a curated record